AUGGGAGGAAGGAAGAUGGCACGAGAUGAAGAAAACACCUAUGGUUGGGAAGAGCCCACGCAGGAGCCCCGGCUGCGGCUCAUCCUGGUGGGGAAGACAGGGGUCGGGAAGAGCGCCACCUGGAACAGCAUCCUGCGCCAGAAGCGCUUCCUCUCCAAGCUGGGAGCCACUUCGGUGACCAGAACCUGCGAGGCGGAGAACCACCCAUGGGACAGGUGGCAUGUAGAAGUGAUGGACACCCCGGACCUUUUCAGCUCCCAAGUCUCCAAGACAGACAUGGGGUGUGAGGAAUGGGCCCACUGCUACGUGCUGUGGGCUCCCGGGCCCCCAGCCCUGCUCCUGGUGACUCAGCUGGGCUGCUUCACUGCGCAGGACCAGCAGGCCAUGUACACACUCAAGGACCUGCUCCCGAAUGAUGUGCUGGGGCUCACCAUCCUGUUGUUCACGCAUAAGAAGGACCUGGCCGGGGGGUCCCUGCAGGAGUUUGUGUGUGACACAGACAACCGCGAGCUGCGAGCACUGGUGGCCCAGUGCAGGGGCCGCAUUUGUGCCUUUGACAACCAGGCUGCGGGAGGGGAGCAGGAGGCCCAGGUGCAGGAGCUGCUGGCGCUGGUGGAGCACCUGGUUCAGGACCAUGAGGCCGUCCCCUACUCCAAUGACGUGUGCCGCCUGCUGCAGGAGCUGGCCUUCAGGACCCCGAAGGAGCGGCAGUUAAGGGUGGCAGAGGCACUGGCCAGCCACAAGCAGGGGUGGCGGGGAUGCUGGCUGCUAGGUUGGCUGCCCAAGUGGAUGGCGACAAGGAAGCUGCCUAUGGCCUUGUUGCUGGGCAGCCUGCUCCUGGCUCACUGA
Molossus molossus (Pallas's mastiff bat) is the source of this 849-nucleotide messenger RNA. RefSeq names its product GTPase IMAP family member 1-like. Gene Ontology annotation, molecular function: GTP binding. The transcript is spliced from 2 exons. The record is from RefSeq and is a predicted model, not a curated record. Lineage: Eukaryota; Metazoa; Chordata; Mammalia; Chiroptera; Molossidae. Bases 1 to 849 code for a protein of 282 amino acids. Gene Ontology annotation, cellular component: endoplasmic reticulum.